Molecule: messenger RNA, 1074 nt
Organism: Sinocyclocheilus rhinocerous
Lineage: Eukaryota; Metazoa; Chordata; Actinopteri; Cypriniformes; Cyprinidae
Product: lysozyme g-like
Exons: 6
Coding region: 387-944 (185 amino acids)
Biological process (GO): peptidoglycan catabolic process; defense response to Gram-positive bacterium
Cellular component (GO): extracellular region
Molecular function (GO): lysozyme activity
Source: RefSeq, a predicted model, not a curated record
UCUGUAUCUUGUUUUGUAGUUGUUGGGAUUAAAUAAAACUAAUUUAUUCACUCACUCACAUCAUGUCUUUCAUGUAACACAUAAAUCUAAUGAAUAGUCUUUUUGGAGUUCCCCAUGCGCUCCAGUAAACAGCGCCUAAUAGGGGUGGUCCAUCUCGUUUCGGCGAUCAGUCCACUAACCGCCCUGCCCACCUUGAAAGCCCCGCUGCUCCAGUCCCGAUGACCAGUAGCCCACACGAGUGAGUGCAGAUCUACGAUUGGAAGAACAUCUGGAAAAAAGAGAAACCACUCCUCCUGCAAUCAUAUAUAAUCACGUCCUGAUUUAGUGACAAGGCUCAUCAAGCUCUUUCAAGAUUUGCUCUUUCACAGCAGUUCUAAGUCAACAUUAUGGCAUGCAUUUUUGGAAAUAUCAUGAAAAUAGACACCACCGGUGCAUCACAGGCAACAGCAAAUCAAGACAGAUUAACCGUAAAUGGUGUUGAAGCCUCCAAAAAACUGGCUGAGAAUGAUCUGACCCGGAUGGAGAAAUACAAGAGCAUGAUCACCAAAGUUGGCAGAGCAAAGCAGAUGGACCCGGCUGUGAUUGCUGCCAUCAUAUCCAGAGAGUCCAGAGCUGGAGCCGCUCUAGAGGAUGGAUGGGGUGAUCAUGGCAAUGCCUUUGGCCUCAUGCAGGUCGACAGACGCUACCACACUCCAGUAGGUACAUUUGACAGUGAGCAGCAUAUCACACAAGCUACUGAGAUACUCACUAGCUUCAUUAAAGAAAUGAAAGCAAAAUUUCCUAUGUGGUCCCAAGAGCAAUGCUUUAAAGGGGGAAUAUCAGCCUACAACGCAGGUGUGAGUACAGUCGGUUCAUAUGAGAAUAUCGAUGCCAGAACCACAGGACAAGACUACUCCAAUGAUGUCGUCGCCAGAGCCCAAUGGUUCAAAAGCAAGGGUUACUGAAGAACAUAUAGCCUAAAACCUGUAAAACCCUUGCAUUAGUGGAAUGAGUACAACAACUCAAGAUUUUGAGUCUUCAUUUUUUUAUAUUAGGCCUAUGGUAGUGGUAUAGUUAGUUAAAUAUUAAACAUUG